AUGAGAAAGACUUUAUCAAAAGCUCGAUUAAAAUCGAAUCAACACCACAUUCUCGUAAAACGGUAUUUAAACAUGCUUAUGCUUUAUGAACCCUCGUUAGAAGGCUUAUUGCUAAGAGCAAUAGAGGACCCAAGUUGUACUUUAACGUCUCUAAUCUUAGGGCUUACGCUAGCCCUGACAAGCGGCCUUUUGGCAGGAGAUUACUGAUCUUGUUUUGACUGUGCAGUUGCUUCAUCUUCUUCGCCUUUUCUUUACCCUAUAAAAGAAAAGAACUAA
Molecule: messenger RNA, 276 nt
Organism: Blepharisma stoltei
Lineage: Eukaryota; Ciliophora; Heterotrichea; Heterotrichida; Blepharismidae
Source: the annotation of a GenBank genome assembly